AUGGCGCAAGCUGAUAUUUCAGGUGACGGAUAUAAAGACAUCAUUAUCUGCUUUGACUAUGGAAAUACAAUAAUCGACUUCAAUCCUGACGGAGGACACAUCGUGUGGUUAGAAAACCCCGGAAAGGAGAUUGGUACAGAACAGUGGAAACAGCAUUAUGUUGGAAGAUCACCGACAAUGCACAGACUUAAAAUUGGUCAUUUUACACAAACCCAACAUUGGGAGAUUAUAGGCCUGCCUAUCGUAAAUGGACCAUUUGAUGUAUCAGUACCGGUGUUGCUAUUUCGACAGCCUGAUAAUGUGUUAACUGCCAAAGCAUGGGAUUAUGAAAUUAUUGAUAAAGAUUAUUUUCAUUUAAUUCAUGACGCUGAAAUGUUUAAAGUUCAUUUGUUGGAUCAACUCCUUAUUGCAUCACGAGAAGGUCUUACUUGGCUUUACUAUAAGGAGGACUCAACGGAGUGGAUUAUUGAGAAAAUUGCCGAUGGUGAACAGAAAGACAAACAGCAGACAAACUAUUAUGGCAGUGGCGGUGUUGAUAUUGGAAAAGUUGAAGAUGAUAGUUUUGCUUAUAUUGCUGCGCUCGAACCCUUUCAUGGAAAUGUGGUUUCGGUUUAUACCAAAACUACUAACAAUUCACUGACACAAAUACAAUGGCAAAGACACGUACUCGAUGUAUAUGGGUAUCCUAACCAAAAUGGCGAAGGCACAGGCCAUUAUGUGGUUUGUGCUGAUUUUGACAAAGAUGGAACCGAUGAAUUUUUAGUUGCACUGCGUGGCCCAACUCCGAAUGAGGGUGUCUUUUACUAUAAGCCUGUUGAUCUCUCCCGUGGUUUAUUCACUAAAUGGAAAGUUAGUGAUAAGUCUGCUGCAAGAAUUGCUGUUGCAGACUUUGAUAACGAUGGUUUUGCUGAUUUCGCAACAAUAGGCUAUCAUGUUCCUGGCUAUUAUUUGGCAGAAAAUCCUUCAAUAAACGUAUUUUACAAUCGAUUUAUCAACAGAAUAACACAAGCUAAAAAUGAGCUACAACUGAUGAGACAAAACGAUGAACUUUUGUUCACAAUUCCAAGACCGAAUAAAAUAUUACAAUAUCAAGCUCUUCCGUUUUUAACCAUCGGAGGUAUCACUUUAUCGUUGGAAGUUUUACCGCCUUAUAGUUCACGCUAUGUGGGAGAAAAUACUUAUAUCAAGGUUCUUGCAGGAAUCAUACACUGGAAAGAUUCUUCUACUAAAUCGGAUCAAUCAGUAAAUCAGUCGCGUACAUUUCUUUGCGAACCAAGAAGUGUUUGUUCUCUUGAAAUACAUAGUGAUGAUAAGAGAAUAAAAACUGAAAAUGAAGGUGCAGUUUUUAUGGUAUUACAAAUGGCUAAAGGCAUGCAUAAUAUUCCUAUAUUCAGAAAUAUUAAAAAGAUUAUCAUUGAAAAUUCUCUACCUGAAGCCUCUCCAGAAGAUGCUCGUAAACUUGGCUUCAAGUUUGUCAAAGUUGAAGAACUUGAAUGGGGGAAAGAGAAGUUUAGAGGUUUAGAAUUUUAUAAUAUGAGAGGUUUCGACGUAAACUUCGCUGAUAACGAUGAACGCCUGUGUUAUUUUCAGCUAUGGGCUGCUGGAAAAGGUACUAAUGCUGGAGUACACAAUCAUAGGACAGAUCGGUUUUGCGAAGUGCAUGCUUGUAUCGUGAAUGGAAAUGGAAACAGUGGUAUGCAUUAUCUUAGAAGUUCUAAGCAGCCUUAUGAUCCGUUGUCUACAUCUGAUGAUGAAUUCGAGAAACAAGUCAUACCAUCGUUUCAUGAGCAAGGUCCUCUCUGGGAUAUCAAUGCAAAGAAGGAACCAGUUCUACGAAGCGAUGGUACUGUUGUUUAUCCAUGGCAUAAAUGGCAGUCUGGUGGUGAUGAGUUAUCUGAGCCCCUGUGCAGCGAAAUACCAUCUGGAAAAAACAUUAGUGUCGAUGAUUCCAGUGCUCGAUCGACAAAUGCAUCAGUCCUAAAGACGAUGCUGAAACGGCACCGUUGCGCUUCCGAGUCCAAGCAAUCAUUUGAUGUUUGGUUAGUUUUUGCAUUUGAUGUGAAAAUGUCAAAACUUCCUCAAUAA
Messenger RNA from Rotaria sp. Silwood2, 2085 nucleotides. NCBI's taxonomy places the organism in Eukaryota, Metazoa, Rotifera, Eurotatoria, Philodinida, Philodinidae. The record is from the annotation of a GenBank genome assembly.